Penicilliopsis zonata CBS 506.65 is the source of this 6960-nucleotide messenger RNA. RefSeq lists its product as hypothetical. Bases 1 to 6960 code for a protein of 2319 amino acids. The record is from RefSeq and is a predicted model, not a curated record. Gene Ontology annotation, molecular function: ATP binding; acetyl-CoA carboxylase activity; metal ion binding. NCBI's taxonomy places the organism in Eukaryota, Fungi, Ascomycota, Eurotiomycetes, Eurotiales, Aspergillaceae. Gene Ontology annotation, biological process: fatty acid biosynthetic process. The transcript is spliced from 5 exons.
AUGGGUGUCCCCAACGGCUCCGUCAACGGCCACGGCAGCUCGCGUGCUGCCAAACACAACCUCCCCUCACAUUUCAUCGGGGGGAACCAUCUCGAGCUGGCUCCCCCGAGCAGCGUCAAGGAUUUUGUCGAGAAACACGAUGGUCACUCCGUCAUCACUUCGGUCCUCAUUGCAAACAACGGUAUCGCCGCCGUCAAGGAAAUCCGCUCGGUACGGAAAUGGGCCUACGAGACUUUUGGCAAUGAACGCGCCGUCCAGUUCACAGUCAUGGCCACUCCGGAGGAUCUGCAAGCAAAUGCUGACUACAUCCGUAUGGCGGAUCAAUAUGUCGAGGUCCCCGGUGGUACGAAUAACAACAACUACGCCAACGUCGAGCUGAUCGUCGAUAUUGCCGAGCGCAUGGAUGUUCAUGCCGUCUGGGCUGGAUGGGGCCAUGCUUCGGAAAACCCCCGUCUACCGGAAUCGCUCGCCGCCUCGCCCAAGAAAAUCAUCUUCAUCGGUCCCCCCGCGUCGGCCAUGCGCUCGCUCGGUGACAAGAUCUCCUCCACCAUUGUCGCCCAGCAUGCCGGGGUCCCCUGUAUCCCCUGGUCCGGUACCGGCGUCAACGACGUCAAGGUCGACGAGAACGGCAUCGUCACCGUCGAGGACGACAUCUACGACAAGGGCUGCACCCACUCGCCCGAGGAGGGUCUGGUCAAGGCCAAGGAGAUCGGCUUCCCCGUCAUGAUCAAGGCCUCCGAGGGUGGCGGUGGUAAGGGUAUCCGUAAGGUCGAGCGCGAGGAGGAGUUUGUCUCGCUGUACAACGCCGCCGCCAACGAGAUCCCCGGUUCCCCCAUCUUCAUCAUGAAGCUGGCCGGCAACGCCCGCCACCUCGAGGUCCAGCUCCUGGCCGAUCAGUACGGCAACAACAUCUCCCUCUUCGGCCGUGACUGCUCCGUCCAGCGCCGUCACCAGAAGAUCAUCGAGGAGGCCCCCGUCACCAUCGCCAAGCCCAUCACCUUCCAGGCCAUGGAGCGCGCCGCCGUCAGCCUCGGCAAGCUCGUCGGCUACGUCUCCGCCGGUACCGUCGAGUACCUCUACUCCCACGCCGACGACCGCUUCUACUUCCUCGAGCUCAACCCGCGUCUGCAGGUCGAGCACCCCACCACCGAGAUGGUCUCGGGUGUCAACCUGCCCGCCGCCCAGCUCCAGAUCGCCAUGGGCAUCCCCCUCCACCGCAUCCGCGACAUCCGCCUGCUCUACGGCGUCGACCCCAACACCUCCUCCGACAUCGACUUUGACUUUGCCAGCGAGGAGAGCUACAAGACCCAGCGCCGCCCCCAGCCCAAGGGUCACACCACCGCCUGCCGUAUCACCUCCGAGGACCCCGGCGAGGGCUUCAAGCCCUCCAGCGGCACCAUGCACGAGCUCAACUUCCGCUCCUCCUCCAACGUCUGGGGUUACUUCUCCGUCGGUACCGCCGGUGGGAUCCACAGCUUCUCCGACAGCCAGUUCGGUCACAUCUUCGCCUACGGCGAGAACCGUUCCGCCUCCCGCAAGCACAUGGUCGUCGCCCUCAAGGAACUGAGCAUCCGCGGUGACUUCCGGACCACCGUCGAGUACCUCAUCAAACUGCUCGAGACCCCGGCCUUUGAGGACAACACCAUCACCACCGGCUGGCUGGAUCAGCUCAUCUCCAACAAGCUGACCGCCGAGCGCCCGGAUCCCAUCGUCGCCGUCAUCUGCGGCGCCGUGCUCAAGGCCCACCUGGCCAGUGAGGAUGGCAUCGCCGAGUACCGCAAGGGCAUCGAGAAGGGUCAGGUGCCCCCCAAGGAGACCCUCAAGACCGUCUUCCCCGUCGACUUCAUCUACGAGGGCGCGCGCUACAAGUUCACCGCCACCCGCUCCAGUCUCGACAGCUACCAUCUCUUCAUCAACGGCACCAAGUGCUCCGUCGGCGUGCGCGCCCUGGCCGACGGCGGCCUGCUCGUCCUCCUCGACGGCCGCAGUCACAACGUCUACUGGAAGGAAGAGGCCGCCGCCACCCGCAUGAGCGUCGACGGCAAGACCUGCCUGCUCGAGCAGGAGAACGACCCCACCCAGCUGCGCACCCCGAGUCCCGGCAAGCUCGUCAAAUUCACCGUCGAGAACGGGGAGCACGUCAAGGCCGGUCAGCCCUUUGCCGAGGUCGAGGUCAUGAAGAUGUACAUGCCCCUCAUCGCCCAGGAGGAUGGCAUCGUCCAGCUCAUCAAGCAGCCCGGAGCCACCCUCGAGGCCGGUGACAUCCUCGGCAUCCUCACCCUGGAUGACCCCUCCCGCGUCAAGCACGCUCAACCCUUCACGGGCCAGCUGCCCGAGAUGGGUCCCCCGCAGGUGGUGGGCAACAAACCCCCGCAACGGUUCUUCCUGCUCAACAGCAUCCUGGAGAACAUCCUCAAGGGGUUCGACAACCAGGUCAUCAUGAACUCCACCCUCAAGGAGCUGGUCGACGUCCUGCGCGACCCGGAGCUGCCCUACGGGGAGUGGAACGCCCAGUCGUCCGCCCUGCACUCGCGCAUGCCCCAGAAGCUCGACGCCCAGCUGCAGCAGAUCGUCGACCGGGCCAAGGCCCGCAAGGCCGAGUUCCCCGCCAAGCAGCUCCAGAAGACCAUCAUCCGCUUCAUCGAGGAAAACGUCAACCCGGCCGACGCCGACAUCCUCAAGACCACCCUCCUCCCCUUGGUCCAGGUCAUCAACAAGUACCUCGACGGCCUCAAGACCCACGAGUUCAACGUCUUCAUCGGUCUCAUGGAACAGUACCAUGCCACCGAACAGCUCUUCUCCGGCCGCAACAGCCGCGACGAGGACGUCAUCCUGCGCCUGCGCGACGAGCACAAGGAUGACAUCCCCAGCGUCAUCCAGACCGUCCUCUCCCACAGCCGCAUCGGCGCCAAGAACAACCUCAUCCUCGCCAUCCUGGACAUGUACCGCCCCAACCAGCCCCACGUGGGCAACGUCGGCACCCACUUCAAGCCCAUCCUCAAGAAGCUGACCGAGCUCGAGUCCCGCUCUGCCGCCAAGGUCACCCUCAAGGCGCGUGAGGUGCUCAUCCAGUGCGCCAUGCCCUCGCUCGAAGAGCGUCUCUCCCAGAUGGAGCACAUCCUGCGCUCCUCGGUGGUCGAGACCCGCUACGGUGAGACCGGUUGGGACCACCGGGAGCCCGAGUUCUCCGUCCUCAAGGAGGUCGUCGACUCCAAAUACACCGUCUUUGACGUCCUGCCUCGCUUCUUCGGUCAUCAGGAUCCCUGGGUCACCCUGGCCGCCCUCGAGGUCUACGUCCGCCGCGCCUACCGCGCCUAUAUCCUCAAGGGCAUCCAGUACAGCGCCGCCGGCGACCCGCCCAUCCUGUCCUGGGACUUUGUCAUGGGCAAGCUGGGUCAACCCGAGUUCGGUCCCGUUUCGUCCACCCAACCCUCCACCCCGAGCACCCCGACGACCGAGUCCUCCUCCUCGGGUUUCAAGCGCAUCAGCUCCAUCAGCGACAUGUCCUACUUCCUGAGUGAUGCCAACGGAGAGCCCCUGCGCAAGGGUGUCAUCCUGCCUGUCCAGUACGUCGAGGAUGCCGAGGAGUACUUGGCUCGUGCGCUCGAGAUCUUCCCGCGCGCCGGCUCCAAGGCUGGCGCGAGCAGCGGCACCAGCAACCGCAAGGGAGCUGGUGAGAGCAACAACAACAACAACAACAACCUCCUCCUGGCCAACCUCGAGGGCAAGCGCCGCCCGGCCCCGCGUAUCGAGACCGACUCCGAGCUCACGAGUGUGCUCAACAUCGCCAUCCGCGACAUUGAGCAACUCGAUGACAACCAGCUGUUAACCCAGAUCAACCGCUUGCUCACCGACUUCAAGGAUGAGCUGCUGGCCCGCCGGGUGCGUCGCGUCACCUUUGUCUGUGGCCGCAACGGUCUGUACCCGGGUUACUUCACCUUCCGGGGCCCCAGCUACGCGGAAGAUGAGAGUAUCCGUCACAUCGAACCCGCCCUGGCCUUCCAGCUGGAGCUGGGUCGCCUGUCCAAGUUCAAGGUCAAGCCCGUGUUUACCGAGAACCGCAACAUUCACGUCUACGAGGCGAUUGGCAAAGGACCCGAGAAUGAAAAGGCCGUCGACAAGCGGUACUUUGUCCGUGCGGUGGUCAGCCCCGGCCGUCUCCGUGACGACAUCCCCACGGCCGAGUACCUCAUCUCCGAGGCGGACCGGCUGAUGAACGACAUCCUGGACGCCCUGGAGAUCAUCGGCAACAACAACUCGGAUCUGAACCACAUCUUCAUCAACUUCUCGCCCGUCUUCAACCUGCAGCCCAAGGAUGUCGAGGAGGCCCUGGCGGGCUUCCUGGAACGCUUCGGCCGCCGUCUGUGGCGCCUGCGUGUCACCGGCGCCGAGAUCCGGAUCCUCUGCACCGACCCGGUCACGGGCGUCCCGUACCCGCUGCGCGUCAUCAUCACCAACACCUACGGCUUCAUCAUCCAGGUCGAGCUGUACAUCGAGCGCAAGUCGGAGAAGGGCGAGUGGCUCUUCCAGAGCAUCGGCGGCACCACCAAGCUGGGUUCCAUGCACAUGCGGCCCGUCGGCACCCCGUACCCGACCAAGGAGUGGCUGCAGCCCAAGCGGUACAAGGCCCACCUGAUGGGCACGCAGUACGUCUACGAUUUCCCGGAACUCUUCCGCCAGGCCUUCCAGAACAGCUGGGUCAAGGUCGCGGCCAAGAUCCCCGCCCUGGCGGAGAAGCGUCCCGCCGUCGGCGAGUGCAUCGAAUACAGCGAGCUGGUGCUGGACGAUACCGACAAUCUGGUCGAGGUCAACCGCGAACCGGGCACCAACACCCACGGCAUGGUCGGCUGGAUCGUCACCGCCCGCACGCCCGAGUACCCGCGCGGCCGGCGCUUCAUCAUCGUGGCCAACGACAUCACCUACCAGAUCGGUUCGUUCGGUCCGCAGGAGGACAAGUUCUUCCACAAGUGCACCGAGCUGGCGCGUAAGCUGGGCAUCCCGCGCAUCUACCUGUCGGCCAACUCGGGCGCCCGCAUCGGGAUGGCCGAGGAGCUGAUCCCUUACUUCUCCGUCGCGUGGAACGACCCGGCCAAGCCCGAGGCCGGCUUCAAGUACCUCUACCUCACCCCGGAGGUCAAGAAGCGCUUCGACGCCAGCAAGAAGAAGGAGGUCCUCACCGAGCUGAUCACCGAGGAUGGCGAGGAACGGCACCGCAUCACCACCGUCAUCGGCGCCAAGGACGGCCUGGGCGUCGAGUGUCUCAAGGGCUCCGGCCUCAUCGCGGGCGCCACCUCGCGCGCCUACGAGGACAUCUUCACCAUCACCCUCGUCACCUGCCGUUCCGUCGGUAUCGGCGCCUACCUGGUGCGCCUGGGCCAGCGAGCCAUCCAGGUCGAGGGCCAGCCCAUCAUCCUGACCGGUGCCCCCGCCAUCAACAAGCUGCUCGGCCGCGAGGUCUACACCUCCAACCUGCAGCUGGGUGGCACGCAGAUCAUGUACAAGAACGGCGUCUCGCACAUGACCGCCACCGAUGACUUUGAAGGUGUGCAGAAGAUCGUCGAAUGGAUGUCCUUUGUCCCCGACAAGAAGGGGGCGCCCAUCCCCAUCCGCCCCUGGUCCGACAACUGGGACCGUGAUAUCGCCUACUACCCACCCAACAAGCAGGCCUACGAUGUCCGCUGGCUGAUUGCCGGUAAGGACGAUGAGACCGAGGGCUUCCUGCCCGGUCUCUUCGACCGCGACUCCUUCGAGGAGGCGCUCGGUGGCUGGGCUCGCACCGUCGUCGUCGGCCGCGCCCGCCUCGGCGGUAUCCCCAUGGGUGUCAUCGCCGUCGAGACCCGCUCCGUCGAAAAUGUCACCCCGGCCGACCCGGCCAACCCGGACUCGAUGGAGAUGAUCACCACCGAGGCCGGUGGCGUCUGGUAUCCCAACUCCGCCUUCAAGACCGCCCAGGCCCUGCGUGAUUUCAGCAACGGCGAACAGCUGCCCGUCAUGAUCCUCGCCAACUGGCGUGGCUUCUCGGGUGGUCAGCGCGAUAUGUACAACGAGGUCCUCAAAUACGGUUCCUACAUCGUCGACGCCCUCGUCAAGUACGAGCAGCCUAUUUUCGUCUACAUCCCUCCUUUUGGUGAACUGCGUGGUGGUUCUUGGGUCGUCAUCGAUCCUACGAUCAACCCCGACCAAAUGGAAAUGUACGCCGACGAAGAGGCCCGCGGUGGUGUGCUGGAGCCCGAAGGUAUCGUCAACAUCAAGUUCCGACGCGAUAAGCAGCUGGAGACGAUGGCACGCCUGGACCCGACGUACGGCGAGCUGCGCCGCCAGCUGGCCGACACGUCGCUGAGCAAGGACCAGCUGUCGGACAUCAAGGCCAAGAUGGCGGUGCGCGAGGAGCAGCUUCUGCCCGUGUACCUGCAGAUCGCUCUGCAGUUUGCCGAUCUGCACGACCGCGCGGGCCGCAUGGAGGCCAAGGGUACGAUUCGCCAGCCCCUGCAGUGGGUGAACGCCCGUCGCUUCUUCUACUGGCGCCUGCGCCGUCGUCUUAGCGAGGAGCUCAUCGUCAAGCGCAUGAUGGCCGUCGCCCCGAAGCCCGUUGCCUCCACGGGCGGCGCUCUCCCCGUGGAUUCUUCCUCCUCCACCACCACCUCGUCUACUGCCGCUGUUGCUGCCACAAAUAGUACCGACGAAUCGCCCCGUGCCGUCCACCUGCGCGCUCUGCACUCGUGGACCGGUCUCCUGGAUGCCGAGCUGGAGCAUGACGACCGCAAGGUGGCCACCUGGUACGAGGAGAACAAGAAAUUGGUCCAGGCCAGGAUCGAGGUCCUCAAGACCGAACACGUCGCCCUCGACGUCGCACAGCUCCUCAUCGGAAACAAGGAGGGCGGCCUCAAGGGUGUGCAGCAGGUGCUCAGCAUGCUUCCCGUCGAGGAGAAGGAGGCUGUUCUCAAGUUCCUCUCUUCGUGA